AUGUACCACCGCGGGCACGACCAACAGCGCAAAAUGUCGCGCCAAGCAUCACGACAACUCAGCCAGUCGACCAUCCCCCCCAUGUCACCUCUCGAGCAGGUAGUCGACCAGCAACACCAACAACAACAAUCACAACAAUCAUCAACACCCUCACCCCCCUCCUGCAUUCCAUCCCCAUCACCACUAUCACCAGCAGCACCACCAUGCCCAGCAACAACAGCGCUCGGCCAACGGCGGGCGGCCCGCAACCCGGCCCUAGCGCAGAAGCUCGAGCAGAUGGCGCUCCCGCUGGCGCCGCUGGUGCAGCUGACGACGGGGCAGAUCCACCCGGCGUUCCCCGCGACGCUGCUCAGCUUCUGGCUGCUUACGGACGACGAGCUCGAGUCCCUGGCCUCGUUCUACCACCAGCGCACCCCGUCCCACCUCUCGCGCUUCUACCCUUGUCCCGUCUCUUGGUCGUCCGACCUGCCCCUCGAGGAGAAGCGCAGGAAGCUCGGCAAGUUCAUCGGCCUGCGCGGCUGCGACUCCCCGACCAUCAUCCUGCCGAGGUCCGCGGAGGAGUUGAUGGACGAGGCUCGACGCAACGCCGGCGCAGAGAACGACGACGACGAGGCCCUCAGGCGGAAGUUUGGCUUCUACAGGUGA
Messenger RNA from Pyricularia grisea, 645 nucleotides. RefSeq lists its product as uncharacterized. NCBI's taxonomy places the organism in Eukaryota, Fungi, Ascomycota, Sordariomycetes, Magnaporthales, Pyriculariaceae. The transcript has a single exon. Bases 1 to 645 code for a protein of 214 amino acids. The record is from RefSeq and is a predicted model, not a curated record.